AUGGCUCAAUUCUACAACCAGAUUGACGAUGAAUACGGUACCGAGGCAAAACAUUCGCUAAAAAUAUACGCCAACCUAAACCGAAAAAUGGGAAACAUGACGGCUAGAAAGGAUUUUCUAGUCAAGUGUCGCAGAACGGGUUUGUUUCCCCCACACAUCACAGAUGUAUUCCAAUGUGUCUACACGCUGUUUGAAGACAACAGCCCCUACCUGAAUGAGCUCAACAGGAAGGUGAAUCGGUUUAAGAAAGCAAUAUUGAGUUUAGAAAUAAGGCAGACGUUUUAUAAACUGAAGCAGAUUACAGACAACAUGAAACAUACACGCAGUAACAUAAAAAGGUUGAUCCCAGACGGUGGAAGCGAUCCCUUUUUCGCCAAUCAAAUCGCUUUCCAGCAAAAGCACCUACAAAAACGCGCGGCAAACACUGACCGUAAAUAUCGAAAAAUCAUAGAUAGAUCGAUAAAAUCCCUCGAACAGAAAACGCCAUCACAUAACCACCGGGCGUUUUUCAACAGCACCACGGUAGAAGUACCACAACCUGUGCAACUCCUACUGAGUCUGGGAUCCAAGUUCGCUUUACCAUCUACAAAUAACAAACCAUCCACAUUCUACCACCUAAUAGCAGACAUCGAAGGCAUUAUUGAAACAACAGAGGACGAAGAAGUAAAAGUACGCAAUCGCAGUGCAGCAGCCAACCAAAUUAUGAACCACAUCCACGCGCAUAGAAACAAUACAGGAUGUAACCCGUCGGACAACUUCUACAAAACCGCAAUAAUCGCCACAAGACAGUUCUUAAAAUCAUAUCCGAAUAUCAUCGUACUGGAAGCCGAUAAAGGUAACAUAACGGUGAUGAUGAAUCGCGAGGAUUAUGACAGAAAGAUGCUGGCGCUAAUCGAGGACGAAAACACCUAUUCGAGCCUCACACGCGACCCAACAACCGGCUUUCAAACCAAAAACAAUGAGUUUGCUAAACGAUUAGCAGAUUUAAAACUAAUAAACCGAGCCACAGAAUUGAAAUUAAAAACGUAUAAAGCUACGGCGCCUUGCAUUUACGGGACACCCAAGGCACACAAGGAAGGUUUACCUCUAAGACCAGUAGUACCGUGUAUGACGUCACCAUCUUACCAGCUGUCUAAACAUGUGGGCCGGAUACUCCAAGCGUCGAUCAACAGCAAAUACAACGUCAAAGAUUCAUUCGAGUUCUGCGAAUUUAUCAAUGACGUCGUUUUGCCUCCAGAUCACAUCCUUGUUUCGUUCGAUGUUGUUUCCCUGUUCACAUGCAUCCCCAGGGACCUCGUUUUAAGCAACAUCAUCAACAAUUGGGAUGCCAUAAAGAAGAAUACUAACAUCAAUUUAGAUAUGUUUCUUGAAAUUGUAAACUUUUGCAUGACCUGCAGUUAUUUUAGAUACAAAAACAAAUUCUACAAGCAAAUAUACGGAACGGCGAUGGGCAAUCCAGUUUCUAGUCCGAUAGCUGAUUUUGUCAUGGAAUCGCUCUUGGACAACGUGACACGGACACUCGAUUUCCAGAUACCAGUUCUAAGAAAAUAUGUCGACGACCUACUGCUAGCUUUGCCCCGCGAACAUGUUGAAAAGGCGAUCAAAUUAAUCCAUGAGAAUCUGAGAAUCAACGAUUACCCGAAGACCCUGAUCAACAGAUUGAUUCGAAAAGCGAACGAAACCGACACCCCCCAAAACACACAAGAUACACCCACACAACACUACCGAUCCAUAUUACACAUCGACGGCCUAACUGCAAAAGUAAUCCGCGCACUUAAGACGGAUUACCCGCAUGUACGCAUCGGCACCACACAAAAGCACACGAUACGCAGCCUACUGCCUGUGGUCAAAGAUCCGAUAUCGCCGAUCGAUCGCUCCAAUGUGGUCUACCAUAUCCCAUGCGCAGGCGCUCCCGAACGAGAUGAAGAAUGCUCCAAAUGCUAUGUUGGGCAGACCAGCUAUAAACUACGGACUAGAAUGUCGAAACAUAAAUGUGAUGUCACCAAAUUGAAACGCAUAUUAGCAACAGGGGCCACAGCGUCAAACCCCAGCAUCCGGGAACUGCGGCAGUCAGCUGUUGUUGAACAUUGUUUCGAACAGGAGCACAUGUUUGACUUCGAUAAAGCCACCGUCCUAGACAGUUCCAACAAACACCGUAGGCACCUAGAGGUACUCGAAAUGUGCUACAUACAAAGUACCCCGAAUACCGUCAACAUCCAGAGCGACACAGACGGGAGAGCAAUCUCGUACGGCGGAGUGUUUCACUCUCUCGCAAACACUCGCAAGCACUCAUGGACGCCGGGUUCUGGCGGUAAAGAAAACGCUACGAAAACUCAAACAAUAAUAACAAACAGUGAGUCGAGUGAUAGAAGUUUUGCCACGGACGUGUUCCAAAACGACGGAGUAGGCGCCGACGCCCUGGCCGAUACCAGAAUAUUGGACACGUAA
Uranotaenia lowii is the source of this 2448-nucleotide messenger RNA. RefSeq lists its product as uncharacterized. Lineage: Eukaryota; Metazoa; Arthropoda; Insecta; Diptera; Culicidae. The coding region runs from base 1 to 2448 and encodes 815 amino acids. The transcript has 2 exons. The record is from RefSeq and is a predicted model, not a curated record.